This is a messenger RNA of Planococcus citri (citrus mealybug), 2227 nucleotides long. Its product is annotated as probable ATP-dependent RNA helicase ddx17. The record is from RefSeq and is a predicted model, not a curated record. Lineage: Eukaryota; Metazoa; Arthropoda; Insecta; Hemiptera; Pseudococcidae. The coding region runs from base 361 to 1569 and encodes 402 amino acids. The transcript is spliced from 4 exons.
GUUAAUUUCGUUAUUUGUUCGCGCAUUGUCGAUAUGGUACGCUUGCGUUUUCACACUAUCGCUGUCGUAUAUCGAUUAACCAGUUUCGAAAUACGUUCACCUGCGCGUUACCGCCAUCGUGCCGUCGUCGUCGCUACCAGCAAAGCAUAGCAUAACAUUUAUCUACUCGUAUCACUUACUUACGCUAUCGCUAUUACCUACGUCCAGUACCUACGCCGUGAACGUGAAUUUAAAAACGACCGCCAAAAGUGCCAGUGAAUUUUCAUUUUUCUUUUUUUUUCUCUCUAAUUUUUCAUUUUCACUCUCCUUUACUGUGAUACGUGGUACUUGUGAAAUGUGCUUUAAUCAGUUUUCCAAAUUAUGUCAUUCUCUAGCAUAGCUGUCGUAGUUUUGAUAGUUUGUUACCGGCGCAGCGAAGUAAAAGCUCGGCCGCAACAUGAAGAAAACGCAUUCGUACGGAAAGCUGCGUCGCUGCAUACGCGCGGUCAUUUCGAUGAGGACAAUUUGUACGUGGAUUCGACAAAUGAAAAAUACGAGUACCACCGCAGUGACCCAUCAACGGUGAAGGCCAUCGCAACCGCAACAGCAACAGCAACAGCAACUUCAACGCCAUCCGCCGCCUCAACGUCGCUCAAAGUGGCUCGCGACGGUUCGUUACGAAAUUUCGCUCCAUCGUCGUCUUACAAUUUCGAUAGUAUCGGCAAUUUGGACGGUGCCGCUUCGUCGUUGAACGGAUUCUCGUCCGGAAAUAAUCCACCGUUGCCACCUGCGCCACCACCGCCAUCAUUCGCCUUUCCACCAGGCGGACCAGGAUUUGAACACUUUGGCGCAUCGUCCUCAUUUGGCGGAUCUGGAGGAGGCGGCGGCGGCGGCGGAGGUUCGCAUUUCGAAGGAGGUUCGACCAAUUUCGGAGGAGGAUAUGGCGGUGAUGGAGGAGGAGGAGGAGGAGGAGGAAGCGGUAGUUCGGAAGCGGGAUACCACAAUGUGCAACCGGUUAUCCAUAAAUCGGUGUACGUACACGUAGCCCCCCAAGAAGACGAAGUGCCAAAGCAGAAAAUCAUAUUACCCAAAAUCACGCCGAAAAAGAAUUACCAAAUCGUUUUCAUCAAAGCGCCGACGCCUCCUCCACCGGCAGCGCCGGUAAUACCGCCAUUCCCGCCGCAAUCCGACAAAACGUUGAUUUACGUGCUACAUCCGAAACCGGAAGAGGCUCCACCUAUCCACAUUCCAGCGCCGCCUCAGAACGCUCCGGUAAAACCGGAAGUCUACUUCAUCAAGUAUAAAACGAAAAAGGAACAAGAAGAGAACAACGGAUUCCAUCAUCGAAGAUACGGACGAGACGGCUUCGAAGAUGAGGGGGAUGAGGAGUCGCUGGACGUUACGGAUUCGACGUCGGCCACCAGAUCGUCAGCUUUGCCAGAGUCAGACGCAGAUGCGGACGCUCCGCUAACCACCCAAGCAGUCGAAAAUCAGUACAACGAAUCCAACGAAGACGCUUCCGGCGAAAGUUCCAACAUAAUUGGUCGCAUUUACGCCACUCCUCAACGCGGAGGCAAAAACGCGCAUUAACCUUUACGAGUUGUGUCUACUUGACAGCCAUCUUGAAUCUGUCAUAUCAUCAACCAGUUACCAGGAGUGAUUGUUUUGCAUUUUUUUUUUUUUUGUUUUUGUGUGUGUAAAAUGGAAAAUCGGAUAGGGCGUGGCACCAACAUUUCAUCUACACCCCGUAAGGCCCGUAAGGCAGUUGAAAAAUGCAGUUUUCUACGUUUGGGCAUCGCAAUAUUAUUUUUCACCGUAAAUGAUGUUUUUUUGGCGAGACAGCCUCAUCCAAGACCACCUUCAACAGUCUUUUGUCAAGUUUAUAAGUAUCAAUCAAGAUUAGCCGAUCAGAUCAGUUCAGACCCAAUCACAUCCAAUCGUUUCUCGCCACGUAUGACAUAUUUGAAGAAUAGCGAAAAGAAAUAGGAAAUUUUUAUGAAACGUGCGAAGGUAUAGAUCGAAAUUUUGUGCCAAGAGUAGGGUAGAAGGAUGGAAAUUAAGAAUGAACAUCAAACGGUGUACGCACUCUAACUGUAAUACAAUUGCAGUUAAAGAAGACGAAUCGGCUUAUGAUGCACUACCUAUAGGCCUACCUAUGUGAUUUAUGUACAAUAGAAAGAAAUAUUUACACGUAUGUAUACUUACCUACAUCAACUUUUAAACAUAAUACAGCCAAUUCUUAAUUGUU